Molecule: messenger RNA, 1126 nt
Organism: Hyaloscypha bicolor E
Lineage: Eukaryota; Fungi; Ascomycota; Leotiomycetes; Helotiales; Hyaloscyphaceae
Exons: 3
Coding region: 1-1056 (351 amino acids)
Source: RefSeq, a predicted model, not a curated record
AUGGAUCCGCCACUAGCAAAGAAGCAGAAGAUUAAUCCCAAGAAGCCUAUCACCUUCAAGAGUGCCAGCAUGAAGCCUGAUAUUUACUUCGAGGUGUUUGGUCAAGAAUUCCACGUCACCUCUAUGGUCUUGAAGCUCCGCUCUGGCUUCUUUCGAACCUUCCUCGACCCUGCUGGCGGCAAACUCCCAAAGUCAACCCAGCCUGGUUUCGCAAGUGAAUGGUUCACGAGAAUCGACGAUGAUGGAGCAUGGGAGCUUUCUUCUGACCACCAAUUCCGCACCAUUACUCUUUCCGAAUUCAAGGGGAGCAAAGACCACGAGGAGUUGUGCUUUCAGAAACUCCUCUGUGCAAUCCAUGGACGAGCAUAUCAGCUCGAGAAUGCCGAUGAACUGGUUACUAUGACGGAUAUGGCACGUUACUACCAAGUUCGUCCUGUGGUCUCUCCAACCGUUUGUGCAGCUACAUUCAAAACCCCCAAUUUCUACACCACCAUUAUGAAUGACCCUUGCUCAGUUCUGACGUCUGCCAAGACACUGCGGAAUGAUCUCCUCUUCAAAGAUAGCCUCCUUCUUUGCCUUGGCCCGUGGUCAGAACCAGCGUUUUUGAAGCUCUCAGACCCAGAACUGCGGAAGACUGCUGCUGCGGCACACGCUAGGAUCUGUGCCAAGGUUGCCAAAGUCCAACCAGAGCUGCUGUUGGUAAAUAUCAAGUACCAGCCGACUGGGCAGACAAAGGAGGCGAAGCAAUCCUAUCAAGAUCCCGCUAGGGUUCUUGCAGAUGUGGCCUACAGCUGCCGGGGCAUUCGACAGCUUAGCAAGGACGGAUGUUGGCAUGACGUCCUCCUUCUACCAAUUUACUAUCGGAGGUGUUCGGAAGUUGGUUCACAAUCUCGCGAUUGGACCACCGCUAUUCGAGAAGCGGUUGCUCCUUUGCUUACCAGCGAUCUCAGGAUGGCAUCAAACGUAUUGGCAGGAGUUGGACAGUUCAAGGAUUACUUCCUCUGUCUUGAUUUUGAUGAUUCUGAUCUUCCUUGGGGCCCUGCCCAAUACGAGUGACACAUCUAGGGUGAGUUCUUCCGUGCUUGUUGUAUCUUCAUCUAAAAGCGUAUUGAUGGGAAAUAAACCA